AUGAUGCAGACUUUGAAUCCUUACCCUUCAACCUCAAAAACAGCUGAGAUCAUGGCUAGAUACAGGCCUAUAGCACCAAAACCAGAGGUGCCAACAAGUCCUGUUUCUGAAAAUAAUCCUAGUGGCUUGCCAGCAAAUAUUAACAAAUCUCCUUUCUUGAGGAAUGUAUGGCCUCACUUGCAAGCAAGGCCUACAAGAACUAGGAAAAGAGGAAGAACUGCCCUUGGUCCCCCUACUAUGAAGAGAGCCAGGACUAAUUACCUUCCUGCAGGCCAAUUUCCUCAUUAUCAGGUAAUGGCUGCUUCACCUGCCCAUAGACCAAAUGUGAUUCCCCAGUUCUCUAUAAUCCCAAAUCUUGUCCCUCUUAAAUGUGGCUUGGGUACCCCUGUCACAACUCCAGCAAAUUCAAUAGCACUCCCUCUUCUUUCUUGUACUACAACAACUCUUCCUCUGCUAGUGGAGAAAAACUCAGGAGAGGAAAGAGGGAUAGAUUUGAACUUAGCAGCUGAUGUACCUGAAGAAUUAGAUUUCAUGCCACAAUUAAUGCAAGGAUCUACUAGUCCUAAGAGCCCUGGUGUUAUCACUCCGCGGCCAGUGCGGCCAGUUGGGUCAAGUAUUUCAAUUGGGUGUAUUAAUGAGGAGGCUCCAGAUGGUGGAACUAACAAGAAAUGUGUGAAAAAACCAGAGGAAGUGGAGGAAGAAGUUGAAGCAGAGGCCUUGCCAGCUGUUAUAUCAGACUCGAAUAACAAAGUAAGGUUAACAAAUUCAGCAUAUAAAGAAAUGGUGGGUCAACCUGAAUGUUGUUGGCUGGAUUACAUGAGUGGCAAUGCAUGCAAGAGAAUUGGUGGGGAAGUGAUGCUUGAGUUCUUGGAUUCAAAAAGUGUGCCAAUGUCAUCGGAUGGAUUUACUUGUUGGGUAAAGAUAGAAUGGGGAGCUGACAAAGGGAAAAAGAAUUCUGUUAAAGCUUUUUGCAAUGCUGUGAGGUUAGCUUGCCAGUCUAAGGAUUAUGUCUUUGAGUGGAGGUUCCAUACUACAGAUGAUGAUGCUCCUGAAUCUGCUUCCAGUAUUUAA
Nicotiana tabacum (common tobacco) is the source of this 1071-nucleotide messenger RNA. RefSeq lists its product as uncharacterized. Lineage: Eukaryota; Viridiplantae; Streptophyta; Magnoliopsida; Solanales; Solanaceae. The record is from RefSeq and is a predicted model, not a curated record.